UAGUAUUUACUUUUUUAGUGAAAAAUAUGAGUAGAUAUCUUACACUUCUUCAGACAACGUGACAAGGAAGUUUCAGACACAGAAAUCGCCGGAUUGUAGUCGGAAAGAGCCAUGUGGCAGACGGCAUCACCGGGUUCCGGCUCGUCCGACGGCGAGCCAGGGGCGGAGAACCGGCCGUUAGGCGAAGACGGCGUCGCGGAAACCGAGUCAACGAAGGAAGCAGACGCUGUGGAAAACGACGGCUUCGGUUCUCAGCCCCCUGCAUCCGCCGCCGGUGGAUUAUCGCCGGAGAGACAGGAAAACGGCCCGACGCUUCCUCCGCCGGAGAAUAUGGUGCGUGAGGAGGGUUUUGCCCUGAGAGAAUGGCGACGUGAGAAUGCGAUUCGGCUGGAAGAGAAGGAGAAGAGGGAGAAGGAGAUAGUGAAGGAAAUAAUCGAGGAAGCCGAUGAAUACAAAGCAGAGUAUUACAGGAAAUGGAAGCUUAGGUGUGAGAACAGCAUAACUUCCAACAGGGAGAAGGAGAAGUUGUUCCUUAUGAGCAGAGACAAUUUCCAUGCUGAAGCUGGCAAGAAUUAUUGGAAAGCCAUUGCUGAGCUCAUCCCCAAUGAAGUCCCAACAAUAGAGAAGAAGGGGAAGAAAACACCUGUUGUUGUUGUGAUCCAAGGACCAAAACCUGGGAAGCCAACAGAACUGUCUAGGAUGCGCCAAAUACUUGUCAAGCUCAAACACGCCCCGCCUCCACAUAUGAAAUCUUCCCCAAACCAACCAUCAGAGCCUGGCAAAGAAACCAAGCCAGGCGUAACUGCUGCAGCUCAUCCCGCUAAGCCUGCAGCACCAUCACCACCAGAUGCCUCCUAGCUCAUCUGUUGCAAGGUAAGCUCGCUGCUCGUUCAUUCUUGAAAAGCAUUACAAUAGAUCAAUGCUCUCUAGCCUUUCUCACUCAUGUAUGAUAUGCUUUGCUUAAGCUGAAGUUCCCAGUUAUGUUCAGAAAGAUACUGUUUUUCUUAGCUUGUUUUAGACCUGUUGCCUUGAGAAUUAUGGCUGUAUAGUGUGUAUAGAGUGUGUUCUGCUGCUUUAUUAUGUUGAUAUGAUCAAAUAUAAUACACUUCUGUUCAUAGAAA
Molecule: messenger RNA, 1121 nt
Organism: Ipomoea triloba (trilobed morning glory)
Lineage: Eukaryota; Viridiplantae; Streptophyta; Magnoliopsida; Solanales; Convolvulaceae
Product: clathrin light chain 2-like
Exons: 3
Coding region: 112-858 (248 amino acids)
Biological process (GO): intracellular protein transport; clathrin coat assembly; clathrin-dependent endocytosis
Cellular component (GO): clathrin coat of coated pit; plasma membrane; clathrin coat of trans-Golgi network vesicle
Molecular function (GO): structural molecule activity; clathrin heavy chain binding
Source: RefSeq, a predicted model, not a curated record